Oryza brachyantha (malo sina) is the source of this 3097-nucleotide messenger RNA. Its product is annotated as CO(2)-response secreted protease-like. Bases 510 to 2873 code for a protein of 787 amino acids. The transcript is spliced from 10 exons. The record is from RefSeq and is a predicted model, not a curated record. Gene Ontology annotation, biological process: proteolysis. Gene Ontology annotation, molecular function: serine-type endopeptidase activity. Lineage: Eukaryota; Viridiplantae; Streptophyta; Magnoliopsida; Poales; Poaceae.
UAACUAAAGCUCAGAGUGAAACACCAGGAGCAUUUCCAAGUGAAUAAAAAAGAUCACUGAAACGAUAAGCCUAAUUAAGUGCAGGAGGAAAGGAGUGGAAAGCAAAGCAAAGCAAGGCUUCAUCUUCACCACCAUGUGGCCGAUCAGGUGAUGACAACGACGACGACGGCGAGAAGCGGAUCACCAUGAGAAGCUUCUGUCUGCCAUGCUCCCAUGGAAAAGAGAGAGCUAAAGAAUCAUCAAAAGGAAGAAGGGUACAUAAAGAGACCAGUCAGAGUUCAGAUGAAUCUGAUUCUGCAGAUAUCAAAAGCAAGGCAGAAUUCCAGCUACAAAUUGGGCCCCAUUCUGAGGAGUUUCAUAUCAUAUCAUCUCCUCACUUGCAAUUGCACUUGCAGCUCAGAUGAUUUCUGCACGAGCACAAAAUAUUUAGCCAUCUAGCAGUAGUAGAGAACUAGUGUACGUGUGUUGCUCCAUUGAAGCUGACCUUGAGAUCAGGAGAGCUUCCAUCCAUGGUGAACCGCGCGCAUUUCGUCAUCCUCGUCCUCGCCUACCGCCUCCUGGUACCUCUCUCAGCCGAGCCAGACCAGACCAGAGAGUCGUAUGUCGUCUACCUGGGCGGCGGCGGCGGCGGUGGCGCGGUGGAGGAGGAGGCGGCGGUGCGGGCGAGGCACGUGGAGAUGCUGACGUCCGUCGCGCCGGCCGGCGAGGAGCAGGGGGAGGUGGCGGCGCUGACGCAUAGCUACCGCCACGCGUUCGAGGGCUUCGCCGCCGAGCUCACCGAGGCAGAGGCCGUCGCGCUGUCCGGGCACGAGAGGGUUGUGUCCGUGUUCAGAGACCGCGCGCUGGAGCUGCACACGACGCGGUCGUGGGACUUCCUCGACGUGCAGUCCGGCCUCCGCUCCGACCGCCUCGGCCGCCGCGCCUCCGGCGACGUCAUCGUCGGCAUCGUCGACACCGGCGUGUGGCCGGAGUCGGCGAGCUUCAGCGACGCCGGGAUGGGGGAGGUGCCAGCGCGGUGGCGCGGCGUGUGCAUGGAAGGCCCUGACUUCAAGAAGAGCGACUGCAACAAGAAGCUCAUCGGCGCGCGGUACUACGGCGGCCAGCCCGGCUCGGUGGCGAGGGCGUCGAACACGUCGUCGCUCGGCAUCGGCGGGACGGCGACGGGGGGCUCGCCGCGGGACGCCGUCGGGCACGGCACGCACACCGCGUCGACGGCGGCCGGCGCGGUGGUGGCGGCCGCCGACUACUACGGCCUCGCCAAGGGCGCGGCGAAGGGCGGCGCGCCGGCGAGCCGGCUGGCCGUGUACAAGGCGUGCUCGCUGGGCGGGUGCGCGAGCUCGGCGGUGCUCAAGGCCAUCGACGACGCGGUGGGCGACGGCGUGGACGUGGUGUCCAUCUCCAUCGGCAUGAGCUCCGCCUUCCAGUCCGACUUCCUCACCGACCCCAUCGCGCUCGGCGCCUUCCACGCCCACCAGAAGGGCGUCCUCGUCGUCUGCUCCGGCGGCAACGACGGGCCCAACCCCUACACCGUCGUCAACUCCGCCCCCUGGAUCCUCACCGUCGCCGCCUCCAGCAUCGACCGCUCCUUCCAGUCCAGCAUCGUCCUCGGCAACGGCACCAUCAUCAAGGGAGUGGCCAUCAACUUCUCCAACCAGAGCAUCACCGGAGGGCAGUACCCUCUCGUCUUCGGGCCACAGGUGGCCGGCCGGUACACGCCGGUGUCGGAGGCAAGCAACUGCUACCCCGGGUCGCUGGACGCGCAGAAGGCGGCGGGGAAGAUCGUGGUGUGCGUGGGCACGGACCCGAUGGUGUCGCGGCGGGUGAAGAAGCUGGUCGCCGAGAGCGCCGGCGCGAGGGGCCUGGUCCUCAUCGACGACGCCGAGAAGGCCAACCCGUUCGUCGCCGGCGGCUUCCCGUUCUCCCAGGUCGGCACCGACGCCGGCGCGCAGAUCCUCGAGUACAUCAACGCCACCAAGAAUCCGACGGCUGUGAUCCUCCCGACCGAGGACGCCAAGGAGGUCAAGCCGGCGCCGGUGGUGGCCAGCUUCUCGGCGCGCGGCCCCGGCGGCCUCACCGAGGCCAUCCUUAAGCCUGAUCUGAUGGCGCCGGGGGUGAGCAUCCUCGCCGCGACGAUACCCACCGUGGACAAGGACGAUGUGCCCGCCGGCAAGAAGCCGUCGCCGUUCGCCAUCAAGUCCGGCACCUCGAUGGCCUGCCCGCACGUCGCCGGCGCCGCCGCCUUCGUCAAGUCGGCCCACCCGGGCUGGUCGCCGUCCAUGAUCCGAUCAGCUCUCAUGACCACAGCGACGACGAGGAACAACCUCGGGCAGCCGGUGGCGAGCAGCACGGGCGCCGCGGCGACGGGGCACGACAUGGGCGCCGGGGAGAUCAGCCCGCUGCGGGCGCUCAGCCCCGGCCUGGUGUUCGACACCACCGCGCGCGACUACCUCAACUUCCUCUGCUACUACGGCUACAAGGAGCAGCUCGUCCGCAAGAUCUCGGGCGCCGCCGGCGCCGGCUUCGCCUGCCCGCGCGGCGCGCCGUCGCCGGACCUGAUCGCGGCGGGCGUCAACUACCCGUCCAUCUCCGUGCCGCGUCUCCUCGCCGGGAAGGCGGUCACCGUGUCGCGCACCGCCAUGAACGUGGGCCCGCCGAACGCGACGUACGCCGCGGCCGUCGAGGCGCCGCCGGGCCUGACGGUGAAGGUGUCGCCGGACCGGCUGGUGUUCUCGAGGAGGUGGACGACGGCGGCGUACCAGGUGAGCUUCGCGAGCGGCGGCGCCGGGCCGAGCAAGGGGUACGUGCACGGCGCCGUCACCUGGUCCGACGGCGCGCACUCCGUCCGGACACCGUUCGCGGUUAAUGUCGUCUGAUUGGUGCUGAUUUUUUUUUUGGUUUGUUUUGUUUUUCUUCUUUCUUUUCCAUUUCUUUUGGCUGCAUUAAUUCCUUUUUUUUAGAGUAACCUUGGUUUUGUGCGUGCGUGUUUAAGGUCAGCCUUGAGUCUUGACACUUCAAGUAUUCCAUUUGUAUGUGCGAAGGAAGCGCAAUAUGUGUUGACAUGGAAUAAUUCACAUUUUGAGCAUUUACAAAAAUUCAA